AAUAUCAGUAGAGGGUUCUCCUUUUCUUGCACUGUAAGCAACAGAGAUAUGAAGGUUCAAUUGAAAUUUAUCUGCCUUCUGGGACUGGUGGCCAUUUGGGGACUGGAAAGGGUUGAUGCUGCAGGGGAAUGCGGAAAAACUUCUGCGGAUGAGGUGGAAAUGAAGUUGGCUUCUUGCGCAGAGGCUGCACAGGAUGAGAACGCUGCAGUCCCUGCUAGCUGUUGCACACAAGUGAAGAGUGUAGGACAGAACCCAAGCUGCCUGUGCGCUAUUGUGCUUUCCGACACUGCUAAAGCAUCAGGAAUCAAGCCUGAGGUCGCCCUGACUAUCCCUAAGCGCUGCAACAUUGCUAACCGUCCGGUGGGGUACAAAUGUGGACCAUAUACGCUUCCCUGAAGAGGAAACUGUGGACUCAUGAUAUGAAAAAUGCCAGUAACAACAUCACUAGUUGUAUUAGUUACUCCGAUUAAGCUAGCUUUACCUUAAAAUAAAUGCUAGCAUCUUUGCAUGUAUGUUUUUAUCAUGAAUAAAAUGUUUUCUACUCUGUGAUGGGGUCUAAAUUCCCCUCUUAAUCUAAGAAAUUCGACAUCCAAACGCUUCUAAACCCAGAUUAGUGGAAUAUGUAUAUCUUACAAAAGCUAACAUGAAAUCCAGAUUGGGACAAGCAUUCAUCCUGUAACAUUAAGAAUCACAAUCCAACUUAGGAAGGAAGAAACGUUAACUGCAGAAUGUUUGUUAUCUUUAACUACCAACGUCCAUUGUAAAGCUAGCAUCGCUCUACCAGUUUGAGGAUAAAGACUACUUUAAUCUGUCGGUUGCGAUUUGGGAUAAGAAAAUGACAGUUAGGAGGGAAAAACUAUAAGAUAAUUGUGCCUUUCUGGGCCACACCCAUUGAAACUUUCAUGGUGCGUGUCACCUGUUCCUGAGGAAAUAUGAACAUUGAGAUAGGAUGGAAUUAGUAUGUAUCAGAUUCAGUGGUAGUAGCAUCAAUCAUCCAAAGCAAGAAAAAGAACAAGUGAUUUUGCAAAUGGGGAUAUGGAAUAUGGAAAGUAAAGAAGAAAAUAGCCGCAUGGUCAACCUUUUACUACUGUGGCCCUCCACUAAGAUUCAGAUAAGAGAGAUUGAGAUCAGGAGAAGAAUCUAUGAUCUAUCCACGAGAUGAAUAUCAACCAACAAACGGAUAGAACUGAAUAAAACACAGAAGUUUCC
Molecule: messenger RNA, 1209 nt
Organism: Rubroshorea leprosula
Lineage: Eukaryota; Viridiplantae; Streptophyta; Magnoliopsida; Malvales; Dipterocarpaceae
Source: the annotation of a GenBank genome assembly